AAAAAAAAAAAAAAAAAAAAAAAAAACCGCGUGGAAGCUCAGCCAACCCACAUUGCGUAAACGUUGGGGGCCCCAUAAGAACAAGGCUAGAAAGCCGACGGCGAUAGCAAGUAGUGAUGCAUAAUGCUUGCGAUACGACGGCAUCGCCGGGAAGUGUGGCUCUAGAAGGGAAGCCAGACCGGUUAAAUAUCCCCGGUAUGUUGAAUUCGGGAUGUCUGGGAGGUUACCCCGACGCCAGCGCCGUAAAGAUCACUUUUUACAAUCAUCACCGAGCCAAGAAACAGGGGUUGAUCGGCCGGAUAAACAUAGCACCGGACCUGGUCCGGGAUUAUGAUUAUGGUAAUUUGACAUUGAAGGGGGAAAAGCUGGGAUAUUUCUAUAACAAGUUACCUGAUGCACCUGUCUUCGCUGCCUGGUUGCCUGAUUGCUGCCUUCGUUAGUAUCCUGUCGAUGAGCAUCGAGGUUAAUAUGAUGGUGAUGGCACGUCAACGUCGAUCUAAAAUGGUACAUCUAUCCAAUCACCCUCUCUCAUCUGAGUUUCUAUCAUACAUUUAAUCCAUCUAUCAUUAAAGGGAGAACAAAAAGUGAAAAACACCCAUACAAAUACAUAUCUCAUCCUGAUAUAAUCUCCCAAAGAGCGAGGCGAAAUUUCUCCCCUUACUCAGACCGCGUCACACUCCUCAAAUUCCCAAAACUCAACACAUCCCCAAUCCGCCCUGCCCCCGUAAACAACAUCACCAGUCUAUCAACCCCACACCCCCACCCGCCCGUCGGCGGUAACCCCCACUGCAGCGCCUGCACGUAACUCUCAUCCAUCUUCCCCUCCCCCUCCUCCUCCACCGCCUGCCCCUGGAACCCAAGCUGGAUCUCAAACUUGCGCCUCUGCUCAAACGGUGAGUUCUCCUCCUCGUACAUAUUCACCAUCUCCCGCUUGUCAACGAAGAGCUCCGCUCGCGCAGUCACCACUUGCCCGUUGGCCGGGUGGAUGAACGAUUUCGAGAGCGGCGAGAGACAUUCCGGGUGGUUGAUAAUGAAGGUUGGGUUUUUGCAUUGCGGUUCGAGGUAGAUGGAGCUUAGGCGGUCGAGGAGGCGGGGGAGGGUUGCGUUUGUCGGCGGUGGGUGGUGCAGCUGUUCGAAGAGGUCGAGGAUUAUUUUUGCUGCUUCUUCAGUAGGCGUGGAGGCAAAGUCUGGGAGCUUGUGGCCCAUUGCUGCCUCGAGAUCUGGGAUGAAGUCUAGGCGGCUGAAGGGCGCUGCGAAACUGGCUGUGGUUGGCGAUAGGGUUGGUAGUGUUUGGUUUAGAUUGUGAACGUGUUGCGAGAGACCCGUGAAAAUGGACUCGGUCAGUGAUAUUAACGUUUCUAGGUCGGCGAAUGCGUGGUAAAAUUCACAGGUUGUGAAUUCAGGGUUGUGAGUUUUAUCGAGACCUGUGGAUUUAACACCCAGUUUUAGAUGAUUGUUUUCUUGUUUCUCCCUGGAAUUACAAGGUAGAAAAAAUCCAGGGUAAGGGGGAAGAGAGUUUUUACCUUCAUUGCGAAAUGAUUGGCCAAUCUCAAACACCUUAUCGAACCCGCCAACAACAAGGCGCUUGAGCCAUAGCUCUGGAGCAAUCCUCAGCGACAGAGGUCGGUCAGGAAAUUCAGUUGCGGAUGUCUCGAACGGCCUAGCAACCGCGCCGCCGGCAACAGAUGCCAAUAUUGGCGUCUCCACUUCCAUGAACGACUUGUCUAGGAAAAAGGUGCGUAUGUACUGAAUGAUGGAUGACCGAGCUCGAAGGAUAUCGGCCGCGGUGGGGGAGGAGAGUAGUUGGACGUGCCGGUGAUACGGCGAAGAUUCUUGCUCUUUGAUACGGAGCGGGAUAUCGUGUAGGCAUGGCGUGAUGAGCUUGGGAAGCUCGGAUGCGGUCACGGAGAGCUCCCCGCGGCCUGUUCUAUGGGGUUUUCCGAUGGCAGCUAAUUUUCCGGACCAGUUAUAAAAUGUUAAUUUGCGUUACACAGAUCGCUUUGCUCGGUGAUACGAUAAGAAAUAUAAUACGACUCGGGGGGAUAAUGGUAACCUACAGAAAACAUCCCCACGCCGCAGCAGAUGAUAGAACUGCUUAAAUUUCUCUGGCGUCACGCCAGUGCCAUCCAGAUGUCUCUGGUUGCACAGAAUCUGCACUUUCCGUCCAUUCUGCACAAGGUCAAGAAAUAUCAACUUGCUCCCCGCAAUACGUGUAGAUUGUAUUCUACCUAAUCGCUUAAGUUAUGAGCGCAGGCCGAACCCUUUUGGUAUUCUUUUCUCCCUCCUCUAUUUCUUUUAGGAGAGAUAUUUCCCAAAAUCUAGGCUACAUACCAUAGAUAACCACUAAGUCCUGCUCUGCAGUUUCGUUCGGUUUUAUGUCUUUAUAUUUGGAGUGGAACUCGUCACAGCUGAUUGACCGCUUAUCGACGGACAGUCGUGGGUAUGGUUCUCGGUAAAUAUUUGUGAUCUCUGCGAUCCUGUUUUUCCAGCCCUUUUUAUCGUUCACGCUGGCUGCCUCUGCGACAGUCGGUGUAUUUGUUGACGACCAACGGACCGGUCGGAAGGUUUGCUGUAUCGCUGUUCCAUUCAGGGACGAAAUGUGUGAGCGGGCGAAACUAGAAAGUUUUAUAGAGUUGGAUUUCAUUAGCGGAUCUCCGAAGCGUUUCCGGGAUACAUUUAAAAAGUAGAUUAACGCAAAGCAAUUUGCAUAGCACAUUUUCAGAUUAAUGGUACAUUGUUUUGAUUCCUCUGCCUUUAAAGGGGCGAGGGCAGAAAAAA
Molecule: messenger RNA, 2778 nt
Organism: Blastomyces gilchristii SLH14081
Lineage: Eukaryota; Fungi; Ascomycota; Eurotiomycetes; Onygenales; Ajellomycetaceae
Exons: 2
Coding region: 117-440 (107 amino acids)
Source: RefSeq, a predicted model, not a curated record